GUGAAGGGGAGGCGGGUGACCGCUCGCGGUCGCCGCCGGCGGCCGAUCCAUUUGGCAGGCUGGCCCCUGCCUCCGCUUUGAUGCCGAGCGGGCCCCAAGCGGGAGCCGCGCGCGCGGGCGACGACAACAACCUCAGCGACCUCAUCGAGAAGGAGCUUAAGGAUUACAUGAAUUCCGACCUGAAGACCUCCAUCAAGAAGGCCAGCACGACCCUGGCCGCCAAAAUCGAGAGCCUCCAGAAGACCAACGCCCGCAAGACCAAGCUCGAGGCCGAGCUGCAGUCCCUGCGGGGCGGCACGAUCCCAGCCGGCGUGAAGCCGGCAAACUUCGGGUUCGAGACCGACCUCCUGGACACCGUCACGCUCCAGGACACGAGCUACGACAUCCGCUUCGACAGCGGGUGCACCAUCCGCGACGCCAAGCGCAAGCUUCACAUCUUCUACCUGGAGAAGUGCAGGGAGCUGGACCUGCGCGUCGUGGAGGAGCAGCGGACGCGCCUCCGGCAAUACACAAGGAAGGACAACUUCAUCGACCGCCUGCUGGCCGAGAGAACCUCCAUUGACAGCGGAUGGAACACCCUGGACUUGGACUUGGAGGUCGGCGACGGCCCGCACGGCGUCUCAGAGAGCUCCCUGCGCGCGAAGGGCGAGGCCAUCUACACGAAGCUCGUGGACCGAGCUGUGAAGGCCAAGAAGAUGGAGGAGGAGAAGCGGAAGCAAGCGGAAAACAGGCAACUCAAGGUGGCCACGGCCCUCCUGGAGAAGAAACCGGCCGACCACCUGAGCACUGCCAUCGAUUUGAAGCUGAGAGAGGCCUUGAGAAAGCGAACGGACGGAUCUUCGAGCGCUUCAGGCGCCAAUGCCCACCUGGAGGCGUCCAUCCGGCAGCUCCAGAAAGGUGACAACAUUCAGCCCAGCGACCUGGCAGACGUCAUUGCAAAAAACUCCUUGGCCCCCGCCUCGAGCGGGGGCGUGGGGGCUGGCAAAAGCAAAGCCAAAGGCAAAAACAAGACAGUCGGAAAGGGCAAGGCCGGCGGCAAAGGCAAAGACAAGCCGCCCUCGACUCCCUCGCAGCCGCCUGGCAAGGGCUCGAGCAAAGGCAAAGACAAGUGGAAAGCCUCGAGCAAAGGCAAAGCCAAAGACCUGGUGGCAAUGAAGUUCCUCACCCUGUGCAGCGCGAUGUCGCCCGCUGACCUCGCCGUCCUGUUCGACACAGGGCGCGGCAAGCCUGGGUGGUACAUGGCGGACUUGACCCAGAGG
Molecule: messenger RNA, 1259 nt
Organism: Prorocentrum cordatum
Lineage: Eukaryota; Dinophyceae; Prorocentrales; Prorocentraceae
Source: the annotation of a GenBank genome assembly